Messenger RNA from Choloepus didactylus (southern two-toed sloth), 678 nucleotides. RefSeq names its product ATPase H+ transporting V1 subunit G3 (gene ATP6V1G3). Bases 158 to 514 code for a protein of 118 amino acids. Gene Ontology annotation, biological process: proton transmembrane transport. NCBI's taxonomy places the organism in Eukaryota, Metazoa, Chordata, Mammalia, Pilosa, Megalonychidae. The record is from RefSeq and is a predicted model, not a curated record. Gene Ontology annotation, cellular component: vacuolar proton-transporting V-type ATPase complex. The transcript is spliced from 3 exons. Gene Ontology annotation, molecular function: proton-transporting ATPase activity, rotational mechanism.
UUCAGCUAUCUGGCCCAAUCAGACCAGUUUAGAACAAGCUAUGUCUGGUACUCACUGUUGACACAACAAUCUGAGUUGUGUAGUGAUUCCAGUAAGGAUAAAUGGAUCCCUCAUUUUCCAGACUUCACAGAAACCACCCGGCUUGCAGCAGGUUGCUAUGGCCAGCCAGUCUCAGGGGAUCCAUCAGCUCCUUCAGGCAGAAAAAAGGGCCAAUAACAAGCUAGAGGAAGCCAAAAAGAGAAAAGGGAAGCGAAUAAAACAAGCUAAGGAAGAAGCUAUGGCAGAAAUUGACCAGUAUAGAAUGCUGAGAGAGAAGGAAUUUAGGCUGAAACAAUCUAAGACAAUGGGCUCUCAGAGUAAUCUCUCAGAGGAAAUAGAAGAACAAACACUAGGGAAGAUACAAGAACUAAAUGGAAGUUACCACAAGUACAUGGAAAGCGUGAUGAAACAGCUUCUGAGCAUGGUCUGUGACAUGAAACCAGAAAUUCAUGUGAAUUACAGAGCCAACAUGUAACCAUGCACCACAGUCUUCAAUAAAUGGUGUGUGCAUGCCAGCUGGUUGCUUAUGCCUUCGUGUUUAUAUUAAGAAAUCAAAAUGUUAAUUUUAAAUUUAUUGACAACUAUGGACUUCAAUGUGACAUAAAUCACACAUCAGUGCAGAAUUAAACUAAUGUUAAU